Molecule: messenger RNA, 1026 nt
Organism: Caenorhabditis remanei
Lineage: Eukaryota; Metazoa; Nematoda; Chromadorea; Rhabditida; Rhabditidae
Exons: 5
Coding region: 1-1026 (341 amino acids)
Source: RefSeq, a predicted model, not a curated record
AUGCCGUCUCCUGGAAACUAUCUCGUUUGGAUUACUGUGGCCCACUUUGUUCCUCAAGUUGGGUUCUUCGCUUCAAUCUCUCUCGGAGUCAUCUUGCUCGUUUUGAAUUUCUGCGGAGCACAAAAAAGAUUCGGGUCGUAUAAAUAUAUAAUCAGUACGUUCACGUUAUUGGGAAUGAUGUUCGCAGCUAUGGAGAUCAUUGUUUAUCCGAACGUGCACAAUUACAAAGCUGGUUUUAUAUUUUUCACUUUUAACAAACCAUUUGGCAUCGAUGACCUUUCGUGGAGGAGUGUCGAAAAGUUGCGGUUCUUCAAAGGAGUUUGCUGGCUGAUCUGGCCAAUUUUUUGCUCAUUUUUCGGUCUUCAAUACGCCCUUGGAGUAUAUGUUUUUCUGAAGAUGGAUAAUAUUUCAACUGAGUAUUUUCGAGAAGAAUUACUCAUUAGAUAUGAAGCAAAUGUCUCUGAAAUUCCGUCCAUGUCACUUGUAGCCUACAAUCAGUUGGAUGACUCAGUUAGGUGGUGGAAUCUUAUGGGUAUUGCAAAUAUAUUUGUGAUUGUGAAUCUGCAAUAUGGUAUUAUGAUAUACUGUGGAUGGAGUAUGCAUACUCAAAUGGAGGAUAAGAUUACCAACUUUUCGGAUGAUCUUAAAAAACACCAUAAACAAUUUUUCAAAACGUUGGUUUUGCAGAUCACUGCUCCCACUCUCAUUCUUUUCAUUCCCAUCUCAUUCAUCAACUUUGUCCCAAUAUUUAAUCUUGACAUCAGCCUUCCAUCCGGCGCUCUAUUAUGUUGCUUCACACUCUACCCAGCAAUGGAUUCCAUAAUUGUGAUGUGUGUGGUAUCAGAAUAUAGAAAAACUGCGGAGAGAAUUCACAUGGCAGUUCGGAAAAUGUUAGAGGAUAUUUGUGGGUCUCGUAAUGGAACAGGCACAGUUACAGCGGUCAAUACUACAAAUGCAACAUCAGAACGGGCAGUUUCGAGGCGAUCCGCAAAAGUGCAGCAGGAACCAGUUGGUCUUCAGAAUUAG